AUGAUCUCGAGCUCCUCGCCCGCCUCGAUCCCGCAGCGUCAAGAUAACGGCCAGGCCCACGACUCGGCCGCCCCCUACCGCUCAUCCAGCCGGCACCGGUUGUCUGGCUCCGUGCCGCGGUCUCAGACGCAGACUCCAGCUUCCGCUUCAGACGCCUCCAGCAGGGCCAGGCCGGCGCCGGCAGCAGCAGCACAGCCCGCGGCGCGCACAACCUCUGGCGGAGCGUCGCGUUUCCCCUCGCCGCCGCCAUCGUCGUCCCCAGCAGCUGCCCCCGGCCCUGUCGCCGCCGACGAUGCGAAUCGAGCGUCCAUGGCUCACCAGAUGGGAGACGCCGUCUCCGCUCCCGGCAUGCAUCAGCAGCCGCCAUCCGUGAACCCAGCCGCGCCGCAGGGCCAGCAGCAGCCCUCGCCCACCUCGGACGAUUCCCCUGCGACUUGCCCCGGCCCCUGGCUCCGACUCAACGUCAUCCACGUCCGGGAUCUUCAACACAUCGAGAAGCUCGCCGAGGCCGACCUCGCGGGCGCCCCAGACCGGUCGGGCAUCCUGCACGACCCGCCGCUGCACCAGACCAAGUACGAGAUCAGUGCGAUGCCUAUUGCAGACGUCAUCGAGAUGGUGGCCGCUCUGCUGACGAAGAUAACGACUACAAACGACCUGCAGCACGAUGCCAUGCAGCGCAACGUGGCCCAUCAGCAGCAGGCCAACCAGUCGGCGGAUGCGCACGGCAGCUCCCAGAUGAGCCCACUCAGUCACUCGGUGCUUGCGUUCCACGGCAAGAAUGUUCCCGCCAUAACAAUCCUGAGCUACCUGUCGCGCAUCGACAAGUAUUGCCCGACGACGUAUGAGGUGUUCUUGAGCCUGCUGGUCUACUUUGAUCGCAUGACUGAGAGGGUCAACGACAUGGUGUCCCGCACCGAACGUAGCCGGCGGUCGUCGCGCACGCGAGGCUCAGCCUCGGUCGCGUCGCACGACACUCCGAUGGGCGAUGCCUCCAGGAGUCCCGACGAUAGCGACGAGGAUCUGGCCGAUGACGAUGACAGCGAAGACGAGGUCAUGGUGGAACCGCCGACCAAGUUCGCUCGAGAGGCGAGCAGAAACGCCGCGGCGCACGUUGGCGAGCGCUCGGUUGGCCUGCCGACGCCGGCGACGUACUUUGUGGUUGAUAGCUUCAACAUCCAUAGGCUGAUCAUCGCCGGAGUGACUUGCUCAAGCAAAUUCUUCUCCGACGUUUUCUACACCAACUCGCGAUAUGCAAAGGUUGGUGGACUUCCUCUGCCCGAGUUGAACCACCUGGAACUGCAGUUCCUAAUACUCAACGAUUUCCGACUGGCCAUUCCGGUGGAAGAGCUGGAGGCAUAUGCUACCAUGCUAGUCGAGUUCUAUGCCCGAGAGGUGGUAGCUCCUCGACUCCGACGCACUUAA
Trichoderma citrinoviride is the source of this 1422-nucleotide messenger RNA. Its product is annotated as cyclin-domain-containing protein. The record is from RefSeq and is a predicted model, not a curated record. Lineage: Eukaryota; Fungi; Ascomycota; Sordariomycetes; Hypocreales; Hypocreaceae. Gene Ontology annotation, biological process: regulation of cyclin-dependent protein serine/threonine kinase activity. Gene Ontology annotation, cellular component: nucleus; cyclin-dependent protein kinase holoenzyme complex. The transcript has 3 exons. Gene Ontology annotation, molecular function: protein kinase binding; cyclin-dependent protein serine/threonine kinase regulator activity. The coding region runs from base 1 to 1422 and encodes 473 amino acids.